AUGAUUGCAAAAUUGAAUGUGUCCAAACGGACCAUUACAACCCUCACAGCAUUCUCCAUCAUGCUGACACUGCUGUGUCUCUUGUACGUGACAAACAGAAGCCAGCGACUGCAGCAAUCCUCUUCUUCCGCCACUGAGAGUUAUGCAAAGGCAAUAGAAUCAAAUGCCACAUCGCUACAACAGCCACCAUUGCCCAUCAAAUGCAUUGAAAACACAGCUGACAGAAAUCAGAUCAAACUGACAAAACAAGCAUGGAAUCAAUGCCUGGAUGCAGGGGCAACUCCUGAGUACUACCUUUCCAUUGUCAUUGUUACUCGGAUGGAUGAUUACGCUGGAAACCAGCACCACAGAUUUCAGAACUUUAUAGACAGUGCGUACUUACUAGCAGAACAUUCAGAGCAAAAAAUUGAGCUGUUGAUCAUUGAAUGGAACCCUUCAGAAAACAAGAGAAGAAUCUUGGACGCCUUUAGAUUCCGCAGAUCCAAAUAUCUGAAUUACCGCAUCAUUACGGUGUCCAACAAGAUUCAUAAAAUACUGCCCAACAAGGGAAACGCACCAUUGCAUGAAUUUGAGGGCAAAAAUGUAGGCAUUCGGUUUGCUCGAGGCGAAUAUGUUGUUUGCACAAAUCAAGAUGACAUAUGGUCACAUAACUUUAUCAAUGCUGUCAAAUCCCGUGUAUUCGAAAAGGACACUAUCUAUGUACAGUAUCAAAGUGCUCACAACAUCCAUGAGAAUUUACCACCAAGCAUCGUCAAUUUGGAGCCAUUCCCUGAUGAUGAAACACUGUACAAAGCAUGUCGUUUAGCGGAUCAAGACUGGGGACAUUACACACUACCUGCACCUGUUCAAAUUGCUAGCAUCAAUGCCGACAAUUACUGGUACUACGGCGAUCAAUCAGGAGAUUUCACAAUGGCACACCGAGACACAUGGAAGGACUGCAAAGGAUACAGAGAGACUGGCGGAGUUGCGUGGAUGGACAUGGAGUUCAUCUUGACAGCAGUGGGUACCUUUGACAAGAAACUCGUGUACAGUGGCGAUUCGUUUGCUUGUCAUCAAGAGCACCCGAAUGAAUGGGAAAAAUCGCCAGAGAGACACACUGAGUCUUUGAACGGGACCAUGAUUGAAGCCAUCUUGCACAAGAAGGCCGCCUUUUACAAUCAGGAUAAAAAAUGGGGACUACAGCAUGUGGAUAUUUGGAAACAAGGAUUAGAGUGCUUUGAUUUCAACGGUGGCCUUUGUUGGUAG
This is a messenger RNA of Mucor velutinosus, 1245 nucleotides long. RefSeq lists its product as uncharacterized. The coding region runs from base 1 to 1245 and encodes 414 amino acids. The transcript has 5 exons. Lineage: Eukaryota; Fungi; Mucoromycota; Mucoromycetes; Mucorales; Mucoraceae. The record is from RefSeq and is a predicted model, not a curated record.